Messenger RNA from Mugil cephalus (flathead mullet), 4663 nucleotides. RefSeq names its product kelch-like family member 3 (gene klhl3). Gene Ontology annotation, molecular function: protein binding. The transcript is spliced from 15 exons. NCBI's taxonomy places the organism in Eukaryota, Metazoa, Chordata, Actinopteri, Mugiliformes, Mugilidae. Bases 120 to 1934 code for a protein of 604 amino acids. The record is from RefSeq and is a predicted model, not a curated record.
UUUCUUUUGUACCAGGUGAGUCAUCUCAAAGGACAAAUACGUGUACGUGUGCUGGUGUCUUUUCUGAACCGUGGACGGAGUGAGCCCUCCCAGUCAUAGUUGAUCUGUGCGCGGCUCUCAUGCCUGCCGUGGUGUCUGACUCCGCGAGGAUGGACGCUGUGUCGUUGGGUCUGGUGGCCACACCGGCCCCGCCGCGUCCAAACUGUGCCACCGAUUCAGAGGAAGACUCGGUGAAUGCGGGCAUGCACACCUUCAACCAGACGCACAUGAGGAAGGCCUUCCAGCUGAUGAAUGAGCUCAGGAGUAAAAAGAUGCUGUGUGACGUCCAGCUGGUGGCAGGGAGUGUGGAAGUGCCAGCUCACAGGGUGGUCUUAGCAUCCUGUAGCCCUUACUUCUGUGCCAUGUUUACAGGUGAUAUGAGCGAGAGCAAAGCUCAGCAGGUGGAGAUCAGGGACGUGGACGGGCAGACUUUGAGAAAACUGGUCGACUACAUUUACACCGCUGAGAUAGAGGUCACAGAAGACAAUGUCCAGGUUCUUCUUCCAGCAGCCAGCCUCCUCCAGCUGAUGGAUGUUCGUCAGGUUUGCUGUGAGUUCCUGCAGUCUCAGCUUCACCCCACAAACUGCCUGGGCAUCAGGGCCUUUGCUGACCUGCAUACAUGCACACAGCUCCUCAACCAGGCCCACGCGUACGCUGAGCAGCAUUUCACUGAGGUGGUGCAGGGCGAGGAGUUUCUGGGCCUUUCUCUGCAGCAGGUGUGCAGCCUCAUCUCCAGCGACAAACUCACCGUGUCCACCGAGGAGAAGGUGUUUGAGGCAAUGAUCGCUUGGAUCAAACACGAUAAGCCGGCUCGUUUGGAGAACAUGCCCAAACUAAUGGAGCAUGUCAGACUUCCACUACUCUCCAGAGAUUACCUGGUACAGAUUGUCGAGGAAGAAGCUUUGAUAAAGAACAACAACACCUGCAAAGACUUUCUCAUAGAAGCGAUGAAGUAUCACCUGCUGCCGGCUGACCAGCGGCACCUCAUCAAGACUGACAGGACGCGCCCUCGAACCCCCAUCAGCAUCCCAAAGGUGAUGAUAGUGGUGGGCGGUCAGGCUCCGAAAGCCAUCCGCAGUGUGGAGUGUUACGACUUUCAGGAGGACCGCUGGUACCAGGUAGCCGACCUGCCUUCAAGACGCUGCCGAGCAGGCGUGGUUUCCAUGGCAGGCCGAGUGUAUGCAGUCGGGGGGUUCAACAGUUCGCUGCGGGAGCGAACAGUGGAUGUGUACGACGGGGGAAGAGACCAGUGGAGCGCGGCGGCGAGCAUGCAGGAGAGACGCAGCACGUUGGGAGCUGCUGUGUUGGGGGAUUUACUGUACGCUGUGGGAGGUUUUAACGGAAGCAUAGGUUUGUCGACAGUAGAGGCCUACAAUUAUAAAACCAACGAGUGGAUGUAUGUAGCGCCCAUGAACACGCGUCGCAGCAGUGUGGGUGUAGGCGUGGUGGACGGUAAGUUGUAUGCAGUGGGUGGUUAUGACGGAGCGUCACGUCAGUGUCUCAGUACGGUGGAAGAAUAUGACCCAGUGUCUGACCAGUGGUGCUACGUGGCUGAUAUGAGCACACGGCGAAGUGGAGCAGGUGUUGGUGUGCUGAGCGGUCAGCUGUACGCAGCAGGCGGACAUGACGGCCCUCUGGUGAGGAAGAGUGUUGAGGUGUACGACCCCCAGACCAACUCCUGGAGACUGGUUUGCGACAUGAAUAUGUGCCGACGGAAUGCAGGUGUCUGUGCCAUUAACGGGCUGCUGUAUGUGAUUGGGGGAGACGAUGGUUCCUGUAACCUCUCCUCUGUAGAGUUUUAUAACCCUGCCACAGACAAGUGGAGCCUCAUUCCCACCAACAUGAGCAACGGGCGCAGCUACGCUGGGGUAGCAGUGAUCGACAAGCCGCUAUGACCCGGGGCCAUCAGCUCUGCGUCAGCAGACACUUUCACAGAGGCUCACACUGAUGUCUCAAGCUCAAUGGACGUAGAUGAGACGGCCCCAGUCCUCAACUAACGUAACCACAGAUUAGUCUUGGAUUUUGCGUGUGUUCUGGGGGAAAAGCCACAACCAGAUUUAGUUGGCAUCUCCAAACUAUUAGAGCUCCAGGAGAUCCAGAUGUUGCACCGGAGAAGAAUCUACAGGUUGAUGAGCGUCUAUGAACUUCCAGUGAGAAGUUUUUUUUUUUAAUGCCAAGCACAUAAGUAGCAGCUGUAUCAGCUGUCACAAGAAGAAAGACUGAUUAUCUCGAUGGGACUGCACCAGAUCAGCCAAAUGGACAGAAGUGCUUUAUAUGGUUCAUUGCUAUAUGAUGGACUACAUGAAAACCUCAAAACACCAGCUGACAAUGACAUCAACUGACCGCACAAAACGUAGUGUUUCAGGAGGACUCUUGGCUGCUGACAACAUUACGAAUGUUUCUGCAAUAAUUCGCACGUUUCACCUCUGGCCUGACUUCUUUCAUCUGUCUCGGGAGCUUAACAUUGUGCAAAACUUGGUGCACAAAGUGCCCCUCCUGUGCAGGUCAUUAGCAGCUCCAUCUGUUGCACUGAAUCAUGCUGUGUGCUUACAAACACACCUCAGUUACCAGGAAGUAUUUGUUCUAACCCUGGAGGCCUGGACCCACGAGGUAAUAUAAAGAAUGUAGAAAAUGUCUUAUAUGCAAAUUAAGUAUCAUAUUUAAUAUUUUUGAUUUGAAAGAGACUGAGAACCGCUGCGGUGGCGUCAGUCCCGGGCCAGUUAAUUCUGUUGUUGACACACUACUGAUGCACUGAUGACUUGCACUGACUGAUAGACCAGCAGGACGUGUCUCUCUGACUCACUGAUAGACCAGCUGGACGUCUGGACGUCUCUCUGACUGACCAACCUACUGGAUCACCGACCUGCUGUCAGACAGAUGGCCACUCAGCCGUCUGUCUCCAUCACUGAUCUUAAGCUCACUACUCAAAGGCCAAUGAUCUCAUCACAAAUUGUAAAAAAGAAAUGAAACAAAAAUGUGCCAGUUACAGUAUGAUGAUCAGAACAAUGCUGGAGAUGUUUUUAUAACAAACUGAAAUGAAGAAUCUUUUCUUCUUUGAUAAAAUGCACUGUAGACAUUCAGCUGUAAUAUGAUCAUGUAAAAGAUUUUUAUUUAUUGUUUUGGUUCAGUCGAUCACAUAAAAGUGUAUUCCUAUCAGAUUCUCUUCAUUGAUACCCUCUUAUCAUCCAUUCAGAUGAAGGUAGCUAUGUUUUAGGUAUUUAGCUGGUAUUUAACUGGUGCCAUGGGAGGAAGAAAAAAGAUUUAUGCAAGUUGUUUUAUGCUGUUUGGCCAAGCUUAAAAAUCUUGGAUUUACUGGAUGAGUUCCGUUGUUAUUUCAAACCUUCUGGCAAAUAUAUAAUACACAAACAAUAACAUACUGUCAUUUUCUUAGUCGUGUUUUUCUCAUCUUCCACGCUGGUUUCAGUUCUUAUCAUUUCAGACUCUAUGAAACAUGGCCUAUUCGGAGACAGUUUCUUAAUCCAAAUAUGUCCACUUAACAAAAUCAUCAUCUUAGAAUAUUUGAUUGUUAACAUUUUACUGGUAGUAGAUGUCACAGGUUGUGUUGUGCAAUCAGUCAGAUUGUGCUCGUACUGCAGUUAAGAUUUGGUUUUCCAGCAGGAAAGAAUCAAAAGACUAGUAACAGGUUAUUACAUAUCAUUAAAGGGAUGUUGUAACAUUAGCAGCUUUAUUUUGUUGUCAGAUCAUCUUCUGUUGUAGUUGAAAACUCAAACUUUUUAAGGCACUACACAAAGAACAGGUUGUGCGCUAAGAAUUGUGAGGAAGUGGUGUAAAGUAAAUAAAUGCUGUGAUUUUAAGCAGAUGGAUGCUAAAGUCUCUUAUUAGCACAUGAAUGCAUCACAAUUCCAACAUUUCUCCUCAAAACAAACUACUCACUGUUCAGUUGUAUCCAUCUCAUGCAAAGUAAAGUCUGUCAGUGUUUAUGCUAAUGCUUGCUCUGAAAACUGGAACCAGUGGUGGCCUAGAUUGUUUCAAAAAUACGUUAAUCAGUAAGUGAUAACUGUGCAGCUUCUGUACUGUAGAUGGAAUAAAACAAAGUACACCUGUGAGGUUCAUGGAUAAUGUAAAUGUUUGACAAAACAAUGUCGUUUUAAACUAUUCAGUUGCAUUGAUGAUGAAAGAACUGCUCUUAAAUGGACCUUGAGAUUGUUUUGUCAUGUGAAGUUUCCAAAUCAAUAACAUUCUUACUGACUGCAAAUGUUAUAUUUUUUAUAUAAACUGUGAUGGUUGUGAACUAAAUGGUUAAUAUUGUGAUUUGAUGUUUGGGAAAUGGUGUAUGUUGGACGUCUUGAAGCUGGCUGUCUAUUUACAGGUGAUUUGUCAACACAAAUAUCUAAUAUCUAAAAUAUCUAAGCAGGAUUGCAAAAACAAAACAACAAAGCGCUAAACUGGCUAUCGCUUUGUUGUCUGAAAUAGUGAAGUUAUGCAUUUUGCACUUAAAGAGUUUUUUUUUUGACUUGAUUUUUCCACAAGGAAAUAACAGAUGCAAAAUUGUCAGGUUUAAUUUUUCUUCUGCCAAAUUCACAGCAGGUCACGUGGGCAGAUGUUCAUCUUUAGGAAAUGGAUCUUAUCGGAAAAAUUGAAUUAAAAUAAAUUUUGAAGAUGA